AUGGCCUUUCCGUCGACAACAGAGACUCCAGGAUCCCUUGAACCUCCUGAUUCCCGAGCGUUCUCUGAAGCGCUGCGGAAGCUCUGGGAGGCACACAGUGCAGAAGUGAAGCAUUUGAAGCUUGCAAAUGAACGCUUGCGCUCUAAGCUUCAUGCUCCUGAUGGCAAAUCGGAUGUCGAGAAGGCAUCUGGAGAUGAGGUGCGCGCUCUUGCAUCAGUCUCAAGUGAUGAUACACCUCAUACACCUUCUCCAAAGAAAGAAGCUGCAGUACGUUCAGCAUGGAUGCCGGUGGUCUCUACGACCACCCCAGUUCGAAAGCCAAGCUUGUUUGAACCAGUGAUUGAAAUGCCAAGAAGUAUCUGGUUCACAGCGACGCGGGUUAUCACACACCCAAUGUUUGACUUUGUCGUAGCUUUCGUCAUCUUCUUGAAUGCCGUCGUUAUGGCUAUUGAGGCGCAGUGGCAAGGGUUGUCUGUUGGUGCUUCGCUCAACUUUGGCUCCAUCGAAUCGUACCAUGCGACCACCUGGGCUUCAGCAGAGCACGUAUUCCUUUGGAUGGGCUUUGUGUUCGGGCUCAUCUAUUCAGCGGAGCUUAUUCUGAAACUUGUAGGUCAGCGCGGAAGCUUUUUCAAGUUUGGCUGGAAUUGGAUUGACAUGAUGAUUGUUCUCUUCUGGAUAGUCGAUGUGUCUGCUGGGACUGCGCUGCCAGUGGACGCCACGCUACUGCGUGUCGCGCGUCUGGUUCGCUUGCUUCGCUUGGUGCAGCUGAUGCAGACCAUAAAGAGUCUCGAUGCAUUGUACAUUAUCACCACGGCUCUCAGCGGCAGUUUCUCCAUCCUGGCAUGGGCAUGUGUUCUGUUCUUCUUCCUCCAGAUGGGCUUGGCCCUGCUCAUAACUGGUUAUUUGACAGAAUAUUAUUUCAAUGAUGCGAACGUCCCAGAGCAGAAUCGACAGGCGGUCUAUGUCUACUUCGGAACCUUCAGCAGAUCAAUUUACAGUAUGUUUGAAAUCACACUAGCCAAUUGGCCUCCAGCCUCACGUCUUUUGGCCGAAAAUGUUUCUGAGUGGUUCAUGCUUUUCGGCAUCAUCCACAAGCUUACCAUCGGCUUCGCCGUGGUCAGCGUGGUGAACGGUGUUUUCAUGCAAGAAACUUUCCACGUCGCUGCAUCAGACGAUCGAGUCAUGAUUCAGAAGCGCAAGCGAAACUCACAAAUGCAUCGCUUCAAGAUGGAGCGAUUUUUCCGCUUGGCCGACAAGACCAGCGACGGUGCCAUAGACAUGGAUGAGUUCAGACAAAUGACUGAGCACAAGGAGGUUUCGGCGUGGUUGCAGGCAAUGGAGCUGGAUGUGUCUGAUCCAGACAAGCUUUUCAUCUUGAUUGAUAGUUCGCGGUCGAUCCAUGAAACCAUGGCAUCGACGACCGGCUUGGCUGUCCUGAUGCGCUUUCGAGCUGCUCUCUUGUCGAGAGCUUUGGAACUGGGCUUCCCGCAGCGACAAGACGGCAAGGAAGACGUCUGGCAAGUCGAGAUCUUGGAGAUGCCUCAGUGUGCAGCCACGCCUCCCAUUGGAGAUGCUGCAAACAGGGGCACCAAGAGGCAUGAGAAACGGUCCUUCCUACUGGGACGGCGACACUUGGGCCGUACUGUUUUGGCCAAGAAGCCCAAUGUGACGUCCUUUCUCCCUAGCCAGGGCUGCAUCGCUGCCCUGCUAUGGAUCCCAGACUUCCUGAACAGCCAGUUCCGCCGCUUGGCGAUUGCUGACAUGGUGGCGGAGUCAAUGUUGCGCAUCUUGGACCUGGAUCGGCUGACGCGGCAUGAGUUUGGCCUGGCGUCCGUUGUUCAGAAACUUGCUCCGCAUAUCUUCGAAAUGCUCUGCCAUGGCGAGCCAGGCAAGGUCAUGGAGGAUGGAUUCCAGAGCGAAGAGAGCGACUUUUCGCUUUCCUUCUCUUUGUCUCUGGCGCUUACAGGGCCACCUGUCCACGAGCUCCUGUACCAGGACGCCAAGCGGCGUGAAGCAGCACGCCGAGAGGCCUUGCAGCCAUCGGUGACGGUGGCCAAGCCUCGUCAUGAUCCAGAGUACAUCGAUCGUCUAGCAAAGCCAUCUCAGAGGGAAGAAGAGGAGGCUGGUGCAGGGCAGCCUGAAAUCCAUGCAAAAAAGAAGCUUCUCAACAUUGGCCGCAUUAUGGAGCUGGCUGAUGAGAAGCGAGUGUGGUACGAAGUCAGGGAGCGGCAAAGGCAAGAGAAGAUGGAUCAAGAGGUGAAAGGCUGCGAAGAUGCAGCUGCCCAGCUUCGGCAUGAGGUUGCCAGGAAGUCCCGCAUGACGAUAGCAGUGCGGCGAUGGCGAGAGAUGCUCGCACAGGUGCUCCUGAUUUCGGCAUUUGCACCUGGGUUGCGGGUGGGAAGCGAUGCAGGCCCAUCUGCGUUUGGCGGAGAAUCACGACAGCAUUCUCUCCGUGGCAGGUGGUGCGAGUGUCAGCUGGAGGGACAGAAUCCGCAUUACCAUGACUGCCCGCUUGAAGCUGCUCGUGAAAUUCAAGCAGGUUGA
Molecule: messenger RNA, 2544 nt
Organism: Symbiodinium pilosum
Lineage: Eukaryota; Dinophyceae; Suessiales; Symbiodiniaceae
Source: the annotation of a GenBank genome assembly